Molecule: messenger RNA, 2244 nt
Organism: Paramecium pentaurelia
Lineage: Eukaryota; Ciliophora; Oligohymenophorea; Peniculida; Parameciidae
Source: the annotation of a GenBank genome assembly
AUGGAAUCAUCAUCAAAUGAUAUAUCUCGUUGUAUAGAUCACAAUGAAUAAGUAGUCUUUAUUGCAAGAUCUAAAUAAGAUUAAUAGAUAAUAGAACUUUGUCAUAAAUGUGUUGUUGAUAAAAAGAAAGAUUUGGUGUUAAUUGAUGAUGCCAAAAAAUAUAUUAAAGAAACAAAAUCUGGAAUAAUGGAAGAAAAAGAGUCACUUAAUAAAUAGAAUAUAGGAAUAUUAAAUGAUAUAAAAGAAAACCUGGGAAAUCUCGCAUUGAACUUCAAUAUGUUAAUUGAUAAAAUUAAGGAAAAUAUAGAGUCUGGAAUUAAGAUUAUAGAAGCAUCUUCAAUCAAAUUCUAGAAAGUGUUAAGUGAUAUUUCAUUUGAUCAAAUAAAGAAUGUCAAAAUAGAUAGAAAUUUGAUAAUAGGUUAAUAAAUUAAUUAUAAGGAAUUAUAAUAAUCACUUUUAAGUUAAAUAGGUAAUCUAUUUAAUAAUUAAUUGUUGUAAAAGUGUUAAGAAUUAAUAUAAAAUUUAAAUUCUGGUGAAUAGAGUGAAACAUUAAAUUAACUAUUUAAUAUAGGAUCUUUUAUUGAUUAAUAGACAUAGAUGAAAACAGAUUGGAUAUGUGAUAAACAUGAACAAGAAAUAGUUUUUGUUGAUUUAUCUUAAUAAAAAAGUAUUUAAAAUAGAUUAGCAUGUCUUGAAUGUGUUCCUGAAUAUGUUAUAUAAUACACCAAUUUAGGAUAAUUACAAAAAUAGUGGUAGAAGUAUACUGAAUAGGCUUUGACAUUCUUUAAUGUUUAUUAAAACAAUACUUCAAAUAAAUAAGAAUAAGUAAAACUUUAAUUGAAAGAGUUCUAAGAAGUAAUUUUAAAGCUAUUUGAAUCAUUAAUUGAAUCAAUUUAAAACAAAUCUUCAUUAGAAAAUGAUGAUUUAGAAUAUCAUCAUAAGUUACUUUAAAAAACAUGGCAAACAUUAAGUAAAGAAGAUCUAAUUAUUAUUGUUGAUCUUUUAAGUUCAUAAAAUAGAUUAGCUCUAGUAAAUCAUAUGAUAGAAUAAGAAUUUUAAUCCAAAGAUCAAGCUAUUGAUUCAAUCAUUUGUUCUCAAAUGCAUCAACUCUAAAAUUUAAUAAACUCUACUUUUUCAUAAAAUAUAACAUUCACUGGAAAUUAAAAGCCUAAUAAAAAUAAGAUUGAUGUUGAAUCAUCAACUUAAUAAUCCUUCUCCUUAUAAUCUUAAAUUGUCACUAUUUAAUUAUAACUGAAUUAGUAAAUUAUUAAACCUUAAAUUUUCAAGCCAUUUACUUAUGAACUAGUCUCCUAAAUUUCAGAAAAGACUUUGUGUAGAGCAUUUGCAUUUAAUAAUGACUCAUCAAUUUUAAUUACUGGAUAAGAUUGUGGAUCAAUAAAGAUCUUUGGAUUUAAUGCAGGAUAAUUAAAUGAAAUUUAAUUACUUUAAGAGCAUUCAAGUUAUAUUUAAUGUUUAUAUUUCAUGUAAAAGUCUUCUUCUUUUUUAUCUGCUGGGGAUGAUAAGUAGAUAAUAAUUUGGAAGGUUAAUAAUUAGAAAUAAUGGUAGAGUUAUCAAAAAUUAGAAGGUCAUAGUGGUGCAAUCAAUUGUUUAAUAAUGAACAAUUAAGAAGAUUAUAUCAUAUCUGGUAGUAAUGAUAAAACUAUUAAGUUUUGGGCUUAAGAGAAUUAAUAAUGGAAAUGCAAUUAGACAUUAUCAGAUCAUACAGGUAAUGUUAGAUGUUUAUCAUUGAAUAUAUCAUAGAAUUAGUUGAUAUCAUGUGGAAAUGAUAAAUUAUUAUUAAUAAUCUCACAAGAUAAUAAUAAAAGGUGGAAUACAAUCUAAAAGAUUUCUGUUUAAAAAUAUGGAUAUAGUUUAUGUUUCAUAACUGAUUAUAUGUUUACAUUAUAACUUAAUAAAUUAAAUAUGAUGCAUAUUUAUGAAUUAAAUAAAACAAAUUAAUAAUUUAUUAAAAUGGAAUAAGAGGUAAGCAUUAAGUCAGAUGCUGAUUGUUCAGCAGUUUUCCCUUAAAAGUUCAUAAAAGAAAAAUAAAUUUUACUUAAUAAAAACGGAAAAAAUAUAAAUUUAAUUAGGCUUCAUGUUAACGGUUUAUUUAAAACAGAAUAAUCUAUUGAGAAUAGUAAUUGUUGUGGACUCUUUGGUACUAUAACAAAAGAUGGGAACUAUUUAGUCACAUAUGAGAGUUAGAGCAAUGAGAUAAAAGUAAGAAAAUAUAAAGAAAAUUGA